Ziziphus jujuba (common jujube) is the source of this 1132-nucleotide messenger RNA. Its product is annotated as high mobility group B protein 1. The transcript is spliced from 7 exons. Bases 426 to 854 code for a protein of 142 amino acids. The record is from RefSeq and is a predicted model, not a curated record. NCBI's taxonomy places the organism in Eukaryota, Viridiplantae, Streptophyta, Magnoliopsida, Rosales, Rhamnaceae.
AGAAAUACAAGAACCGCCUCGACCAAGGAAGGAAAAUAAAAAAAAUUACCAUCCAAAAUCACAUUUCUCGCUAUGGAUGCACGCGCUACAAAUAUUAGCCCAUCCAUCUUACACGUGUCAUCCUGGAGAAAGCGAGUUCAAUAACAUUCGCCAAUCGUAGCUCUCGUCCUCUCCGUACCGUAACUAACACAUCGUGCACACACAGUGCAAUUAUUUCUUCCCGCCAAAAGCAACCAAAAAAAACAAAAAAAGGGAACCGAAAAAGCUCCUCAGUCUCCUUCAUUCUUCCUCUAUAUAUAGGCCUAGCCCGUCAACUUCAUCAUUUUUCUCUCAUAAUUUUCAAAAUUUUCUUAGAUCGACCUCUCUCUCUGUUUUCCUUCUAUCUCUGUGAGAAUCUGCUAGCUGGAGAAUCAGGAACCGCCACCAUGAAAGCUCCGAAAGCCGCUGUUAUUGCUCACAAAAAGCCUGACGCCGAGAUGCUGAAGAAGCGUAAAGCUGAAAUGAUCACAAUGAAGAAGAAGAAAGCGAGUAAGAAGAGCUCUGACGCUCCAAAGCGUCCUGCCACUGCCUUUUUCAUUUUCAUGGAGGAGUUUAGGAAGACUUUGAAAGAGAACAAUCCUGAUAUCAAGUCUGGUCCAGCUGUUGGCAAAGCUGGCGGUGAAAAAUGGAAAUCGAUGUCUGAUUCCGAGAAGGCUCUGUACAUUGAAAAAGCGUUGAAGAGGAAAGCAGAGUAUGAAAAAGCCCUUGAAGCAUAUAAGAAGCUCAAUGGCAAAGGAGAUGAUGAAAAGGCAGAGUCCUCUGAGAAAUCAACUUCUGAAGUCCAUGAUGGGGAAGAGGAGGCAGAAAGCUCCUAGGAAAUAGGAGCAGCGAACUUCAUGAAGUCAAUGACACAUAAAUUUGGGGACAGCUUUUGGUACAAGUUUAGGAUUUUCGUUUAGCUAUCUAGUUUUUUGUACUCUUACAUGGAUUUGGUUAACUUUUAGUUCCCUGACUAUUUGCGUGUUCUGUAAAUGCCUUCUUCAUGUUGCUUGUACUUUUUGGCUACUGCAUUUGGCUCUCGUAUCUUUCCUAUAUGGUAAAAGGUAAUCCUUAUGGGGUAUUUUGGCUGAAAAUGCCGUGCUCAGCUUUUGUC